AUGUCUGUUGUGACGCUUCUCGGAGUGGAUGUCUUGAACAAUCCCGCCAAAUUCACCGAUAAAUAUGAAUUUGAGAUUACCUUUGAGUGCCUCGAGCCCCUCGAGAAAGAUCUCGAAUGGAAAUUAACCUAUGUCGGUUCUGCUACCUCUGACCAGUACGACCAAGAACUCGACUCGCUCCUCGUCGGCCCUAUCCCUGUCGGCGUGAGCAAGUUUCCCUUCGAGGCGGACCCCCCCGAUACUAAGCGUAUUCCCGAUUCCGACAUCCUCGGUGUUACCGUGAUUCUCCUUACCUGCGCCUACGACGGCCGCGAGUUCGUCCGAGUUGGCUACUAUGUCAACAACGAAUACGACUCGGAGGAGUUGAGCGCUGACCCUCCCGCGAAGCCCAUCAUCGAGCGGGUUCGUCGCAACAUCCUAGCCGAGAAGCCUAGGGUGACGCGAUUCGCCAUCAAGUGGGAUUCCGAAGCCUCUGCUCCCGCUGAGUUCCCUCCUGAACAACCCGAGGCUGAUCUUGUCGCCGACGAGGAGGAAUACGGCGCCGAGGAAGCAGAUGAGGAUGAGGCAGAAGUCGAAGCCAACGGUGAAGACGCCGGCGGCGACUCUAAUAUGGCCGAUGCCGAUAACGAGGCCGAAGCCGAGGUUAAGGAUGACGAGGACGAGCUGUCGGACGACGGCAGUGUCGACAUCGAGGGCGAGAGUGACGAGGAUGAGGAGGGCGAGGAAGAGGAGGGCGAAGGAGACGCCAUGGACGAGGACGCCAUGGAGGUGGAUGACGGCGGGAAGGCGAACGGCGCGAAGACUGCUGAAGUCGUCAUGUCGCACUAG
Molecule: messenger RNA, 828 nt
Organism: Scedosporium apiospermum
Lineage: Eukaryota; Fungi; Ascomycota; Sordariomycetes; Microascales; Microascaceae
Exons: 4
Coding region: 1-828 (275 amino acids)
Biological process (GO): nucleosome assembly; nucleosome disassembly; DNA replication-dependent chromatin assembly
Cellular component (GO): nucleus
Molecular function (GO): histone binding
Source: RefSeq, a predicted model, not a curated record